GUUCAUCCGUCGCGGAGGUUUAAACAACUCUUCAUUUAUUGGUUCAACUCACACCACCGACUUUGCAUUAUCUCUUUAAUUGAUAAACAUUUCAUUGUAGUUGAAGUUUCUCGCUUUCACUUACAGUCUGACAUUGUAUCGGAAGUAUCAUGAGCUCAAUCACUUCCCAAAUAGUCUCUGAUCAUUAUUCAGCCUUGGCUCGAGAAGAUGCUUCGUUGAACGCAGCACACAUCAGAAAGGUGGCAGAGUCUUUCGGAUAUUCUACUGAUGAUCUGGCUUCCGUUCCAGAAGGUGCAAAUCUCGGUGUCAGCUGUGGGAAUCCACUUGCAGUUGCUGGAUUGAAAGAAGGCGAAACAGUGAUUGAUCUUGGAUCUGGGGCAGGCUUUGAUGUAUUUCAAGCAGCUCGAAAGGUUGGACAGAAUGGACUUUCCAUCGGCGUCGAUAUGAGUCAGGACAUGCUAGACAGAGCGAAAAGAAAUGUCGAGAAGUCAUCCAUCACCAAUGUCAGAUUCGUCCUCGCACCAAUUACGAAGAUACCUCUAAGUUCUGAAAGUGCCGAUUGCAUCAUCAGUAAUUGUGUUGUCAAUCUCCUCGCUCAAAGUGACAAGAUCGUCUGCUUUCGAGAGGUCUUCCGCCUGUUGAGACCAGGGGGACGACUAGCUGUCAGUGAUAUCCUAGCGAAGAAAGUCUUCCCUGCGGAGCUGCAGAGAAAUAUGGGCCUCUAUGUUGGGUGUAUCAGUGGAGCUAGCCUUGUCAAUGAGUAUCAGGAGUGGCUGAAGGAGGUGGGCUUUGAAGACAUCAUGAUUGUGGACAAGAAGUCGGACCUUAAUAUCUACAAGGAAAGAGGCCAAGAAGAUACCUCAUCAUGUUGCGAUACAUCGGUUGUAAAGCCGCAAGCAGAAAGUUCGUCUUGCUGUGCUCCUUCAACCUCAUGCUGCUCGAGGAGUGGAAAUGCAGAAGUAGAUGGCAAGAAAGAACUAGCCAAACGUGUCGCGGACAUCGAUUUCAAUGAAUGGGUCAGUUCGUACAGCAUAUAUGCUGUCAAGCCUAGCAAAAGCCAAUAAGUGCUUACCGACUUCAUGUCGCGUUCGCGUUCGAAAACAAAAUAGCACUCAUUAGAUAGUUGCUGGAUUCACUUCAAAAGUUCCCUGGGUUGGUCGGACGUACUUCGGUUGAUUCUCGGGCAGAUAAGGGGGUAUCAGCCUUGCUUGAAGCGGGACAUUUCCCGCCUUGUUUACAUCCUUGAUCUUUACCAAGGCGACCAACAUCCAUUCAUUUCCCCAUGCAUAAAAGCCAAGGUGCGGAAAGACCUUCAAUAGCAUAUCAAUUCAAC
Molecule: messenger RNA, 1333 nt
Organism: Mollisia scopiformis
Lineage: Eukaryota; Fungi; Ascomycota; Leotiomycetes; Helotiales; Mollisiaceae
Product: putative UbiE/COQ5 family methyltransferase
Exons: 4
Coding region: 150-1064 (304 amino acids)
Molecular function (GO): methyltransferase activity
Source: RefSeq, a predicted model, not a curated record